This is a messenger RNA of Lucilia cuprina (Australian sheep blowfly), 786 nucleotides long. It is a transcript of the gene Pfdn5, whose product is annotated as probable prefoldin subunit 5. The record is from RefSeq and is a predicted model, not a curated record. Bases 146 to 631 code for a protein of 161 amino acids. NCBI's taxonomy places the organism in Eukaryota, Metazoa, Arthropoda, Insecta, Diptera, Calliphoridae. The transcript is spliced from 3 exons. Gene Ontology annotation, biological process: regulation of DNA-templated transcription; protein folding. Gene Ontology annotation, cellular component: cytoplasm; prefoldin complex.
UAAAAUCUGUUCAACAUUGGUUUUUGGUGAUGACACACGAGAUCUCUAAAAAUAUUAAAAGUAAUUUUUUGGAGCAAAAAAUAAAACAUUUGUUACAAGUUUUGCAAAUUUCCUUAUAACUAGAGUAUUAAUUAACAAAUAAACCAUGUCAUCCAGUGAAGGAACAAAUAAACCCGAACAAAUCAAUUUAGCCAACUUAAGUUUGGAACAAUUGGUACAAAUUAGACAAGAAUUUGAACAGGAAAUCAGUGGAAUUCAGGAGUCUUUACAAACUUUGUACAAUUGCAAAGCUAAAUAUGCUAGUUCGAAGGAAGCUUUAGAAUCUUUUCAACCUGAUUGGAAUAAUCGUCAAAUUCUUGUACCCUUGACCAGCAGUAUGUAUGUACCCGGCCGCAUUAAGGAUUUAGACAACUUUGUUAUUGAUGUUGGUACUGGCUACUAUGUUGAGAAGAAUCUUGAAGGCUCUAAGGAUUAUUUCAAACGUCGCGUUGAAUAUGUCCAAGAACAAAUUGAAAAAAUCGAAAAGAUUCAAAUUCAAAAGAGUCGCUUUUUGAAUGCUGUGAUAGGAGUGAUUGAAAUGAAACAAAUGGCAGCCGUUAAACAAAUGCAACAGCAACAACAAACUGCUUAAAUUUAAAAAUACACACAACAGAAACACUGGACUCCAAAUUUUUCAUUCAUAAAACAAACAAACAAACAAUAUGUUCAAUACACUUUUAAAAGAGGUUUAGUCGCAAACCUAAAACGAAAUAAAAAACACUUAAGAAAAAAUCUACAAAACAAAAA